Molecule: messenger RNA, 1326 nt
Organism: Cutaneotrichosporon cavernicola
Lineage: Eukaryota; Fungi; Basidiomycota; Tremellomycetes; Trichosporonales; Trichosporonaceae
Exons: 2
Coding region: 1-1326 (441 amino acids)
Molecular function (GO): flavin adenine dinucleotide binding; acyl-CoA dehydrogenase activity
Source: RefSeq, a predicted model, not a curated record
AUGGCUCUCCAAACCCGCCUCCUCCGCUCUACCCUUCCCCGCCGCUUCGGCAGCGUUGCCAGCGUGGCGACGCGGUCGUUCUCGGCCUCGUCGAUCCGCCGCGAAGAGUUGAUGGACAUGACGAUCCUGUCCGAAUCACAGCGCGAGGUCCGCGAAGGCGUCAAGGCCGUCUGCGACAACUUCCCCGACGCGUACUGGCGCGAGAGGGAUGUGUCGCACGAAUUCCCUUUCGAGUUCCACAAGGCCAUCGCCGACGGCGGAUGGCUCGGCGUCGCACUCCCCGAGAAGUUUGGCGGCUCCGGUCUUGGGUUAGCCGAAGCUGCAGUCAUGAUGCAGACCAUCACAGAGUCGGGAGCCGGAUUCCCAGGCGCCCAAUCCACCCACGGUAACGUCUACGCGACCCAGCCCCUCGGUAUCUUUGGGACGGACGAGCAGCGAUCCGACCUUAUCCCCAAGAUUGUGGGCGGCGAGUACCGGACAUGCUUUGGUGUUACCGAGCCCAAUGUCGGUCUUAACACUCUCGAACUCAAGACUACGGCUACUCGGCUCGAGGAUGGGUCGUGGGCUAUCAACGGACAGAAGACUUGGAUUACCUGUGCCCAGAAUGCGCAGGUUAUGAUCCUGCUCGCCCGGACCAAGGCGCUCGAGGACUGCGUCAAGAAGAGCGAGGGACUUAGCCUCUUUGCUAUCCCGGUCGAUAAGACCCAGAAGGGGCUCGAGAUGCGCCCCAUCAAGAAGAUGGGCGGUAAUGCUGUCGACUCGAACGAGAUCUGGUUCGACAACUACAUUGUUCCCUCGGGCAGCGUUAUUGGAGGCGACGCAAACAUCGGCAAGGGAUUCAAGAUUGUCCUCCACGGCAUGAACUCUGAGCGCGUCCUCAUCGGCGCCGAGGCGCUUGGUAUUGGUUACGCGGCCCUCAAGAAGGCAGCCAAGUAUGCCGGCGAGCGUGUCGUGUUCAACCGCCCCAUCGGCCAGAACCAGGGUGUCGCCCACCCCCUCGCCGACGCGUACAUGCAGCUUCACGCCGCCGCCCUGUCCGUCUACCACGCCGCCAACAUCUACGACCAGAUGCAGCGCGGAGACAAGAGCGUGACCUUGGAGGCCGUCGGUGCUGCCGCCAACAGUGCCAAGUAUCUCGGCGCCGAGGCUGGGUACAAUGCGUGCCAGCGCGCUAUCCUCAGCAUGGGCGGUAUGGGCUUCGCCGCAGAGUUCGAUGUCGAGCGAUACUUCCGCGAGUCUUGGGUGCCCCGCCUCGCACCGAUUUCGCGCGAGAUGAUCAUGAACUACAUCUCGGAGCGGGUGCUUCACCUCCCCAAGAGCUACUAA